GAUGGAAGUUCUGAAGCGGACAGAGAUUGACGGAAGAGACCUAAAAAUAAUAGCUAACCUGUAUUGGAAUCAAUCACCGGUGUUCAGAAUAGAUGGAGAAUAUAUUGAUCAUGUCAAUAUCUUGAGGGGAGUGAGACAAGGGGCAUCGUGAAGAAAUCAAGGCAGAUAUGAGCAACUCCAAUGCAUUUUGCAAGGUAAAAUUAAAGGAAAAGUGGCCCCAGGA
Messenger RNA from Diabrotica balteata, 223 nucleotides. The record is from the annotation of a GenBank genome assembly. NCBI's taxonomy places the organism in Eukaryota, Metazoa, Arthropoda, Insecta, Coleoptera, Chrysomelidae.